UCCUCAUUUUGUUUCAACCUCCCUUCCUAAUCCAUCUCCUUUCCUCUUUUAUGUUGCCAUCUUCUUAUUCUCCCCUUCCUUACCUUACUCCCCAAAAUGUUUCCCUUUCCUAUCUCCUCCUCUCCCCUUCUAUUCUUUUCCUUCGUGGAUGCUUCUGUACAGCACAACUUACAAUAAAUGCAAGAACAAAAGCUGUGUUAGCAGACAUUGCUAGGAGCUGCGGCAGAAAUCCUUAGAGGAAUUUAUUAAUGGCAGUGGGACGGCACUAAGUGCUGGAUGGGGUGUGGUAGCACAGCCAGCCGUGCUGUCUCUUGUCCGGUCGUCAGUUUAUUCCACCACCGAGGAACCAAUCAGAGAGGAAUCUUGACCGAGAUGAUAAGCGACCACAGCAGCCUCAGAGUGACAAGGCAGAAACUGACCAGAAGAGAUCAGAUCAGCUGGAGUUUGUAAUGGAAAAGUUUGAUGCCUGCAUAUCUUGCAGAGGUUCAACAGAAUUAAAAUGGCAUGAAAUGGCAAUCAAACUGUGAUUCUAUAAAAGAUGUUCUCAUUAAAAACAGCUGAGAAUUUCUGUUAAAGGAUCCCAUUCCUGAUAUCAACCGCAUUUUAAUGCUCAACACCAGUGUUAUGUCUGCACAUUAAGUAUGAAGCCACUGCCAAAGCCAGUUAGCAUUGCAUAGCAUAGCAUAAAGACUGGAAGCAAGCCAGGCUCUCUCUCUCUCUAGAGAAAGAGAGAGACUAUAAAUCAAUAGCCUAGCACAUAUACCACAUACUUUAUAACAAAACCACAACAUGUUGUUUUUAUAAUUUAAAUUUUAUAUGGAUUAAACAAACAUGAUAUAAUGUGCUAAUCAGUGAACUUCAGAGGUGCUGGUGGCUGAUGUUACCUUUGGAGAGAGCCAUGCUAACUGUUUCCAAUCUGUAUGCUAAGCUAAGAUAAUCAAAUGAAUAUUUAUCAUACAGACAGGUGACACAUAAAAGGUAAAACUAGCAUAAAUGGUCCCAGUAAGGUGUUGGCCACCACAUGCCACCAGAACAGCUUCAGUGCUCCUUGGCAUUGACUUUCCAAGUCUCUGAACUCUACUGGACAGAUGAACACCAUUCUUCCAAAAGAUAUUCUCUCAUUUCUAAUGAUGGUGAUGGAGAGCAUUGCCUAACACGUCAGUCCAAAGUCUCCCAUGUGUUCAGCUGGGUUGGCCACAGCAUGUGAUUCAUGUCAUUUUCAUCCUCAUCAAACCAUUCAGUGACCUGUCGUGUCAUCCUGGAAGUGACCACUUAUUUAUUGAGGUUUUUCCUUUAAUUGCUUUUCUUUAAAUGCCUAUAUAUUUUCUUUAAAAGACGUUCCUUUUUCAAGAACCACUUACCUAAUUGUUUUCACCUAUUAGCCUGAUUAGAUUUCCUAAUUUGUCAAACUGUACACUUUGGGCCCUAAUUUGAACCAUGCAUUGAAAAACUGAUGUUUUUCAGUUUUGUUUUAGCUUUAAACUUCUUGGGUCUAGGGUAAGAACUGUUUCUUGUUGUUGUUUAUUCCAGCCAUGUAUCCCAGUGGACCUGCACCCAACGUGUUUGGUAGUGUGCCCGGGAGCACCUGUGUAUCCCCCUCUCAAUGUCCCUGCAGCCAAUAUGUUUGGCAACGUGCCCGGCUAUGAGGCAGGAUCAGCUGUGUAUCCCCCUCUCAAUGUCCCUGCAGCCAAUAUGUUUGGCAACGUGCCCGGCUAUGAGGCAGGAUCAGGAGGUUAUCUUCCCCCUCCCAUGCCUGUGGAGCCUGUAACCCCGCCCCAAAGAGGCUCUGUACCUGACAGCUGGAGUAUCCCCUCUCUGUCAGAGGAUGUAGCUCGUGAGGCGUUCAAGAAUUUUGUAUCAUCUCAGUGCUGCUACAGUAGCUCUCCGGCCAACGAGGGAGUCAUCACCAAAAUGGAGCCAUACAACACGUUCAGGUACCGACUGGAGACAUUCACUGAGUCCAGGUCAACUGAGUGGACCCACAAACCUCAUGAAGGUGAGAUGGCUGACUUCAACACCCAGACAGCCCCUCUGCCCUGGGAGAUCAAGGCCACACCCCCCAACCUCUUCACCAAUCACAAGCAGGAACUCCGGAUUCCCUUUACCUCCUCUGUUAAGGACUGCCAUACCUGCGUUGCCACAGGGAAGGUGCCGUGUGAUGGGUGCAAAGGAAGUGGACAUAAAUCGUGCAGCAUGUGUAACGGUUCUGGGAAGAAGAAUGAGGAGCACUGCACUCAAUGUGAUGCCACAGGCAAACAGAAGUGUACAAUGUGUAAUGCUCAGGGAAUGAAAGAGUGCCAAACCUGUAAGGGAAAACAGCGAUUACUCACCUUCAUCCAGCUCAAGGUGGAGUGGACUAACCACGUGGAGGACUUCAUGGUGGAGCAGAACUCUGGUCUGAAGGCUGAUGAGCUUCACUCAGCGAACGGGAAGGAGCUGCUCAAGAUCAGCCAGUACCUGGCCUCUCCACUGUUUGAGUUCCCAAACCCAACCAUUGCUGAGGCAUCUGAGCGUCUGAUUAAAGAGCACCAAAGCAACCAUGGCCAGACCUCCAGGAUCCUGCAGCAGAGGCAGACAGUCGAGCUGAUCCCCAUCACUAAGGUGAACUACAGCUGGAAAGGUGCGUCUCAUGUCUAUGUGGUCUAUGGCAACAAUAACCAUGUCAGCGCUGAGAACUACCCGGCAACCUGCUGCUGUGUCAUCCUGUAGACACACGCACGUGUGGUCCUUCUAUACUGUAGCUGUGAGAACACCCACUGACAUAAUGCAUUGGCCAGCCCCGUGAAUACUAAAUGUGUAACACUAACCUAAACGUAAUUCUAACCUCA
Messenger RNA from Monopterus albus (swamp eel), 2828 nucleotides. RefSeq names its product protein SSUH2 homolog. The coding region runs from base 1621 to 2709 and encodes 362 amino acids. The record is from RefSeq and is a predicted model, not a curated record. The transcript is spliced from 13 exons. Lineage: Eukaryota; Metazoa; Chordata; Actinopteri; Synbranchiformes; Synbranchidae.